Molecule: messenger RNA, 2842 nt
Organism: Nerophis lumbriciformis (worm pipefish)
Lineage: Eukaryota; Metazoa; Chordata; Actinopteri; Syngnathiformes; Syngnathidae
Source: RefSeq, a predicted model, not a curated record
AUACUGUACUUUAAUGUGGAAAAUCUGAUCUAUUUUUAAAUUCCUUGAAUCCAACGGAUUACCAGCGUUUGAAUCGCUGUUACGAAUCGAUGAGUAUUCCACAAUAUGAUUCUUGUUGGAAAAAGUCAAUCACUCCAGAGCGUCUUCCUAGAAAUGUGCACAAUUUGUUCUUUGACCCUGUGGCGCAUUCUCAGACCCUCGUUAAUUUGAAACAAGGCAUUUUUAAAUCGUUGUCAAAAAGGUCCCAUUCAUCCAUCAUAAUUAAAUCAUUGUUUUGUUUGUACUGUUUUAUAAAACUUGACGUAGUUUUUCAACUGAAGCGGUCUUUCACGCGCCAUCCUGUUUCCAAAUAGAGCUUUUACGAUUAUCCCUGAAGGCAACGGCUGUCAGCCACGCCCACUUGAGAAGGCAGCGUUGUCAGUGGGACGCAAUGGUUUGUUAUUACAGCAUGCUAGCCUAAACUACAAGACUCGUUUUUUGAUGAUUUCAUUUUUAAUCAAAAAAAUUAUUAGUAAGUAGUGAGAUUUAUUGUGGCCUUAAUUGGAAAGGUUAUGAUAAAGUCAACACAGAGGGGCCUUGGCACUAUUGUUUGUGGCCUGCAUUCAUGUUAGCUUAAGUUAGCCUUAACUGCUCCUUGGACCUCCCCUGUAAUAAAGCCCGGAGAAGACGCGACAAUUGCGGGUAAGAAGGCAACAAGAAGCAAUGGUCCUUCUUGGCAGCUAACUAACCCGCGAGCCACAGUGCUGCUAUCAAGGAUCACAUUUGUUCCUCAAAUAUGAGAGCUUCUGCCCUGUGAAGGAAACCCCAUCAAAAUGGAACUGUACUGGUAUAUAGUUGUCAUCGUGUUUAUCAUCAUUAAGAUCUUCUUCUACGUGUGCUGGUAUCGCUCAAGACAAAGACAGCUGGCAUCGUACCUGAGCAACCCCCGCAAUGCCCAGAUAGUCAUCGUUGGCGGGAGAGCCUACCUCCAUCAGGUGUGCGAGAGACAGAGUCAAGCUUCGCUCUGGCCGAGCUGGUACGGUGUGCCAGAUGACCUGUCAGUAGAAGAGCCCUCCACACCUCUGCCACCUGCUCCAUCCUUCUCCCACCUGGACAUGCCACCACCAUAUGAUGCUGUCUCUGGAGAGGACGAGCUGAAGCCCCCUCCCUACAGCGAGUGUGCCGACGCUGACCAGACGGACGCGGCCCGUCCUUCCCAUCACAUCUCUGAGGGAGGGGACUCCAGGGGUGUCAAUGAGGCCCCGCCCCCUUACACGCCGUCACCCCCGCCCCAUUCCGACCUACGAGAAGUCCCUGUGGGCCGCACAGAGCCAAGCUCUGAGAACAGGCCCGUCUAGUCGAUUAUCUCAAUAUCAGUUUGCCUUUUCCCCAAAACAAAACUGCCUUGCUCCAGACAAACCUCAGAGAUCGUUGCCAGCCUUGCUCUCAGUCACACGGGAGCAAACACGAGUGUGCUCCCUUCUACUCUUCUAGUCAUCUAAUGAAUUCCAUCAUACCAGAUGACCUCCACAAGCCUGUGUGCCUCAGCAGCCGCCAUGAGCGUGACAGCCCAAACUUCAAUGAAUCUCCAGCACUGUCAGGCUGGCACAUUUAAGAGAUUCGCAGAAUGAAACACGCUUCCAAGGGUAGCUUUAGCGCAGCACAUUUCACGCCUCCGCUGGAACAUCUUUUGAAGAAAUUAGCAAACACAAGACCCUUCUUUAGUCACAGUCACAGUUUUGGUCACAGUGACUUCUUUAGAGUAUGUCAACAAAAACAAAGUAAUAGAGGAGGAGACAUUGUAACUAUCAACUUAGUUUGCCUUUAUACUCCACAAUACUGGAUUUGAAAUCAAAUUUAAAAAGUAGUAAAAAUGUUGGCUUUACACGUUAAAGGUCCCAUAUUGUACAAUUUGAACCAACCAACCAACCGUCUUGAAGGUCCCAUGAAGAGAUGUUGGAAUUUAGAUAGUUUAAAAGUAGUGUCUGUGGUGUAAAUACUAGGGAUGUCCGAUAAUGGCUUUUUGCCGAUAUCCGAUAUUCCGAUAUUGUCCAACUCAUUAAUUACCGAUACCGAUAUCAACCGAUAUAUGCAGUCGUGUAAUUAACACAUUAUUAUGCCUAAUUUGGACAACCAGGUAUGGUGAAGAUAAGGUCCUUUUUAAAAAAAUUUAUAAAAUAAGAUAAAUAAAUUAAAAACAUUUUCUUUAAUAAAAAAGAAAGUAAAACAAUAUAAAAACAGUUACAUAGAAACUAGUAAUUAAUGAACAUUAGUCAAUUAACUGUUAAAGGUUAAUACUAUUAGUGGACCAGCAGCACGCACAAUCAUGUGUGCUUACGGACUGUAUACCUUGCAGACUGUAUUGAUAUAUAUUGAUAUAUAAUGUAGGAACCAGAAUAUUAAUAACAGAAAGAAACAACCCUUUUGUGUGAAUGAGGAAGGGAGGUUUUUUGGUUUGGUGCACUAAUUGUAAGUGUAUCUUGUGUUUUUUAUGUUGAUUUAAUUAAAAACAAAAAACAAAAAAAAACGAUACUGAUAAUAAAAAAAACGAUACCGAUCAUUUCCGAUAUUACAUUUUAACGCAUUUAUCGGCCGAUAUUAUCGGACAUCUCUAGUAAAUACUCAUGAACUACCAUAUAGCAGUGUGAGGACAAACAUUAGCAACACUAUCUGAGCUAUGUGAGCUAAAGAGCUAACAUUACACUCACAUUUUAACAGCAACAUCAUGCUAAGUUUGCCUGUCCGCUGACUGAUGUUUGGUUGGCAGAGCUUCAGGUUUUAUUUUAAGAUGCGCGGUGAAGCCUGCUUUUACACAAAGCUGUUCCUUGUGAAGUCUUAAAGUACCAGUAGAGUGGAAAAACAA